AUGGAGGAGCCGCUGCGCGGGCACCGCGCGCUGUACAAGGCGCCGGGCCUGGCCGCGCCGCCGUGGAAGGAGGUGUACCGCCGGCGCUGCGCCGAGAGGCUGAGGAGCGGCCGCGCCAAGCUGCUGGAGCGGUACCGGCGGGCCGGGGCCGGGCACGGGGGCGGCACGGGGCCGGGAGCGCUGCUGGUGCCGGAGGUGAUGGAGCUGGAGUGGCACAGCCUGCAGGCAGCGCGGCGAGGCGACGCGGCGCAGGUGGAAGUCAUGGGAGAACGUAGCUGCUACGGGACAACUGCUGACUGCUGUGCCUUUCAGAUGCUAGAGGACCCCCGUGAGCUAGCUGUGCUGGAUGAAAUCCAACAGGAGUUGAUCUUGCAAGAACAACUGGUUAUAGAAGAAUACGAGCAAAGCCUGCAGUUUGACGAAGAAUGUCUCAAUGCAAUGCUUGAUGGCUUGGAUGCCAGCAACAAGAUCAUCUGCCCGGUGUGCAGAAAGAACACCCUGACUGUGAGCUGUCACUCAGUUUUCUGCCAGUGUGGCUUGUACAUCCUUACACAGGGUAUGACAGAACAGAAGCUUCGGGCACUUCUAGAAAACACUUUAACAGAACACAGCUACAGGUGCUUUCACAACCCAGAGUUCACAGUUACGGGUGGGAUGGAGGAGGAAACAAGUCUCCUCAUGACCUGUCCGGCUGUUUCAGCUGCUGCUUUUUCACUGGAAGGACUUCAAGAUUAA
Molecule: messenger RNA, 735 nt
Organism: Cygnus olor (mute swan)
Lineage: Eukaryota; Metazoa; Chordata; Aves; Anseriformes; Anatidae
Gene: RPAIN
Product: RPA interacting protein
Exons: 7
Coding region: 1-735 (244 amino acids)
Biological process (GO): protein import into nucleus
Cellular component (GO): PML body; nucleus
Source: RefSeq, a predicted model, not a curated record